CCAUGUCCCGUAUCUAUGACUAUAAUAUUUUGUUCAUACCAAACACUUUCUCCACUUCUUAAUUAUUAUUACUAGCCGUCGCGUGAAAGUGAAAUUUCUCAGUCUUUCCAAUAAAGGAAGACCUUUUUUUCUUAAAUUACAGGUUUAAGGCUGUUUGUACCAUAUGAGUAUGCCAACGACAGGACGGAAGAAGUCUGGGGGUACUAAAUUUGAAUUCACUGAAAAACAGAUGGCAGACGUCAAAGAGGCGUUCGAGCUGUUUGAAAAAGACGGGACGAUUCAAGCUAAAGAACUAAAGGUGGCCAUGAGAGCGUUGGGAUUUGAACCGAAAAAAGAGGAAAUCAAACGGAUGCUUUGCAGUAUAAACAAACAAAAUUCGGGUCACAUAUCGUUUGACGACUUUGUAACUCUAAUGUCUCAAAAAAUGGCCGACAAAGACUCGAGAGAAGAAAUUAUCAAAGCAUUCAAGUUGUUCGACGACAAUUGUACUGGUAAAAUUUCCUUUUCCAACUUAAAACGUAUCGCCCAGGAAUUGGGAGAAAAUAUCGCCGACGAAGAGCUUAAGGAAAUGAUCGACGAGGCCGAUAAAGACGGCGAUGGAGAAGUCAGUCAAGAAGAAUUUCUCCAAAUAAUGAAAAAAACCAACUUAUACUAGUCAUCCUAAACCAUACUAUUGUUAUUGUAUCAUUUAAUUAUUUAUUUGUAUCUAUCGUAAUCUCAAUACACAAUUUUUGUUGUCCAACUA
Molecule: messenger RNA, 745 nt
Organism: Adelges cooleyi (spruce gall adelgid)
Lineage: Eukaryota; Metazoa; Arthropoda; Insecta; Hemiptera; Adelgidae
Exons: 5
Coding region: 164-655 (163 amino acids)
Biological process (GO): centriole replication; mitotic cell cycle
Cellular component (GO): centrosome; centriole
Molecular function (GO): calcium ion binding
Source: RefSeq, a predicted model, not a curated record